Raphanus sativus (radish) is the source of this 772-nucleotide messenger RNA. Its product is annotated as non-specific lipid transfer protein GPI-anchored 3. The record is from RefSeq and is a predicted model, not a curated record. Lineage: Eukaryota; Viridiplantae; Streptophyta; Magnoliopsida; Brassicales; Brassicaceae. Bases 82 to 624 code for a protein of 180 amino acids. The transcript has 3 exons.
GUAUUUACUAAUUCCACAAAACACAAAAACCAAACAAAAGAAACCGUUAGAGAAAGAAAAAAACUGCGUUGUUUCUUGAAAAUGGAGAUUGUUAGGUUCGCAGUCGCCGUCAUUUUUGCACUUUCCUCCAUCUCGUCGUCUAACGCGGCAACUACACCAACUACACCACCAAGCGGCGGAGCAGGAGAUGCUCACUCGAUGCCAUGUAUACAGAAACUGAUGCCGUGUCAGCCGUAUCUUCACUCGUCGGCUCCUCUGCCUCCAGCGUCGUGUUGCAUGCCGUUGAAGGAGAUCGUCGAGACCGACGUGACCUGUCUUUGCUCAGUAUUCAACAACGUAGAUAUGCUUAGAUCGCUUAACUUAACUAAAGAAAACGCUCUUGUUCUCCCCAAAGCUUGUGGUGCUAACGCUGAUGUGUCACAAUGUAAAACCAGUACCGGUACUACUACGCCUUCGACGUCCCCGGGAACUACUAAAACUCCUCCGGCAUCUCCCGCUGAAAGCGGCUCCGCCGGAGGUUCAGCUUCUUCAACGGCCAAACCAUCAGACUCGGCUCCGGCCAUCAACUUUGCCGGAAUUAGCUUGGCCUCAGCUUUCGUGGCAUUGGCAACAAUCUUUUUCUGAUAUCCUACUAAGUCACGUCUUUAUUCAGUUUAGUAAGUUUAAAAUGUUGGAAACUAUUAUUAUCAGACUAUAUUCGGUAACUGAUGAGUAUUAAACAUGUACUAUGAAAUUUCUAAUAAUAGUAAUAAUUUCCAACAGCUCUUUGCCA